AUAAAGUCAUGCCCCCAUGAAAACACCGCAUUGCGUGAGUACGCAGCUGGCGUUGUUUAUUUUGUAAAGUUGUGUUUUUUUUUUACUCCGUUUCCUGCUUCCCAUCUGAUUCCUUCGGUCAGCGUCAAAUUUUGUCUCAAGUGCCACAACCAACUCCAAAAGAAGAUGGAGAAGAAAUAAAAUAAUCAGGACAUUAACCGUAGCUUGCCGGGACAGAACCGGUUUUGCUGCGGGUACGUAAUCGGCAGUGAAAAUAAAAUCUGCGACAACACCAUCGAACAAAGAUCUGGAACGACAUCAAAUCGAGGAAGAAGGGAUGCUACGGCCGGUAAAAAGAAGCCGGUCCCAAUAAAAAUCAGUUCCCCAGAUUGACUCCCACAUCAUUCGCCAACAGCGUCCGGAAUCAACAGCAUACGGCGCAAGCGAAGCACAUAGUACUUUCCAAGCGCACACCGUUUAAGCUGGUUCAGUACAUCAAGGGAAGCACAAUGAAUCCGUUGCGAUUCAUUGCGAUCGUGUUGAUUGGACUAUUUUGCUGCUCCCAAACGGUCUAUUCGCAGGGUCAAGCCGUUUGGGGCUAUCAGUGUGUGAACGAUCGAUGCGUUAAAAAGGCAAUAUCAGAAUCGUCCUUUCCAACCGAGAAAGCGAUCAGUCUUCCAGCAUGUCGUCUGUUCUGUGGUUCAGGUGCGGGACUACUGUGGCCCCAGCCAACCGGCGAUUUACAAGUAGGCAACGAUCUAGCGCACAUCGAUCCGGACCAGGUGUGGUUUGAGUGGAAUGAAAAUUUCCACAACCUGGUAAGUCUUUGGGAGGCAAACAAGGAACGAUUCCUAAAGCAGUUGAAGGCGAGAACACAAAAAAAUACCCCUAAAAGUGGUGGAAAAGCGGUGCGCGUUAAAAUUAAUGUGGAAGAUGAAUCACUCACGCUUAAUUACAAAACUGACGAAAGCUACCGCCUAACGGUUGGCGCCGGCACGAAUGGUGAGCUGCUUGCUACCGUAGUAGCAAAAACAUUCUUCGGAGCAAGACACGGGCUGGAAACAUUGUCGCAAUUUGUGCUGUACGAUGAUAUUCGAAACGAGCUGCAGAUGGUUGUAACGGUGGCCGUAUCCGAUGCUCCGGCAUAUCCUCAUCGUGGACUGGCGCUCGACACAUCACGGAAUUUUAUCGACCUGGAAUCGCUCCGCCGAACAAUCGAUGGUAUGGCCAUGGUUAAGCUGAACGUGUUCCACUGGCAUAUAACGGAUACACAAAGCUUCCCACUAGUCAUUACAUCACGUCCUACCUUACACACCUACGGAGCCUACAAUAGGCGCGAGGUAUACACGGCAGAAGACGUGCGACAACUGGUGCAGUAUGCGCUCGAGCGCGGUAUCCGUGUUAUACCGGAGCUGGACGCACCGGCGCACGUGGGUGAGGGUUGGGAGAAGCUCGGUGUGACGGCAUGCUUCAACUAUCAACCGUGGGAGAACUACUGCGUUGAGCCACCGUGCGGUCAGCUGGAUCCGACCCAGGACGCUCUUUACGAUAUCCUGGAGGAUGUGUACCGAGAGAUGAACACCAUGUUUAACCGUUCGGACAUUUUCCACAUGGGAGGUGAUGAGGUGUCGAUUCGUUGCUGGAACGCUACCACACGCAUACAGAGCUGGAUGAAUGAGCAAGAAUGGGGCUUACAGCAGGCAGAUUUUAUGAAGCUGUGGAAUUACUUCCAAACGGAGGCGUUGAACCGAUUGGACAAAACGUUACCCGUAGGUGAUAAGAGACCGAUCAUCAUGUGGACGAGCAAGCUCACUGAAUCACCCUACCUAGAGCAGUAUCUAAACAAGGAUCGUUACAUCAUACAAGUGUGGACUAUGGGCAACGAUAGCAAAGUACACAAUCUCCUAGAGAAAGGUUACCGGCUGAUCAUGUCGAACUAUGACGCACUCUACCUCGACUGUGGUUUUGCCGGGUGGGUAACGGACGGUAGCAAUUGGUGUGCCCCGUACAUCGGCUGGCAGAAGGUGUACAACAACGAUCUGAUGGCCAUUGGAGGACCUUACGCACAGCAGAUACUCGGUGCAGAAGCUGCCCUCUGGACGGAGCAAUCGGACAGCCACACGUUGGAUAAUCGUCUUUGGCCAAGGCUAAGUGCUCACGCAGAGCGAGUCUGGAGUAAUCCACGAUCCAGCUGGCAAAUGGCGGAAUCACGCAUGCUUCUGCAUCGCGAACGAUUGAUCGAGGAGGGAAUUGCGGCAAACAGUAUUCAGCCAAAAUGGUGCCUACAGAAUGAAGGCAACUGUCCGAUUGGUGGCGAUGGUGGACGUUCAUAAGAAAAGCUUGAUGAACGAAAUACUAGGGUUAGAGCAGAAUCAGAGCAAGACCAGAGCAAAGCGACAGAAACAAGUGUAUCUUUCCUUACACAUUCGAAAUUCAGCUUCCAUAGACUUUAAUCGCUGUUAAUUUGUUAUUUUCGAUUAAAUUUGUUAAUAAAAACGAACGGAUGAUUUGAGUAUAUAUAUA
Messenger RNA from Anopheles moucheti, 2502 nucleotides. RefSeq names its product chitooligosaccharidolytic beta-N-acetylglucosaminidase (gene Hexo1). The record is from RefSeq and is a predicted model, not a curated record. Lineage: Eukaryota; Metazoa; Arthropoda; Insecta; Diptera; Culicidae. Gene Ontology annotation, molecular function: beta-N-acetylhexosaminidase activity. The coding region runs from base 489 to 2312 and encodes 607 amino acids. The transcript is spliced from 3 exons. Gene Ontology annotation, biological process: ganglioside catabolic process; carbohydrate metabolic process; glycosaminoglycan metabolic process. Gene Ontology annotation, cellular component: membrane.